AUGACCUUCUUCGACACCAUCCAGAAGUCCUUCGUCGACGUCCCUGUCGACGCCGCCAACGAGAACGCCAUCCACACCAGCGAGUUCCUCGAUGCCUCCGAGUCGCUCACCACCCUCUUCGAUGUCCUGGGCUCUGCCGCCUUCAAGCCCGUCAAGUCGGACAUGACCGGCAACAUCACCAAACUCCGCAACCGCCAGGUCGAGAAGCCCGGCGAGAGCCAGACGCUGCAGGAGCUCGUCGUCAACGAGAUCAAGGAGAAGAAGCACACUGCCGCCGAGGGUCUCCUGUGGCUGACCCGCGGCCUCGACUUCACCGCGCAGGCGCUGCGCGAGAACAUCAAGAACCCGAGCCAGGAGCUGUCGGACUCGUUCCGCGCGGCCUACGGCAACACGCUCAAGCCGCACCACUCGUUCGUCAUCAAGCCCAUCUUCAGCGCCGCCAUGAGCGCCACCCCUUACCGCAAGGACUUUUACGCCAAGCUGGGCGACGACGAGGCAAAGGUCCAGCAGCAGCUCGAGCAGUGGCUCGCCGCCCUCGAGCGCAUCGUCGCCAUCAUCAAGGCCUUCCAGGAGAAGAAGGAGGCGAAGUGGUAA
Molecule: messenger RNA, 594 nt
Organism: Lasiodiplodia theobromae
Lineage: Eukaryota; Fungi; Ascomycota; Dothideomycetes; Botryosphaeriales; Botryosphaeriaceae
Product: Glycolipid transfer protein het-c2
Exons: 4
Coding region: 1-594 (197 amino acids)
Biological process (GO): intermembrane lipid transfer; ceramide transport
Cellular component (GO): membrane; cytoplasm; cytosol
Molecular function (GO): ceramide 1-phosphate transfer activity; ceramide 1-phosphate binding
Source: RefSeq, a predicted model, not a curated record